This is a messenger RNA of Cuscuta europaea, 1575 nucleotides long. The record is from the annotation of a GenBank genome assembly. Lineage: Eukaryota; Viridiplantae; Streptophyta; Magnoliopsida; Solanales; Convolvulaceae.
CGGAUCCUCCUUCCCCCGCCGUUCAUCUACAGCCUCCGUGGUGCCGACAAUCUCCUCAAGAGACGCCCGGGAAUGACCAUGGUACAUUUAGAUUCCAUCAAGGCCGGAUUGCAGUUCCCCCUUCAUCAGUUCUACUUUGAUUUCUUCCGUUGUUUCAACGUUGUUCCGGCCCAGUUCAUGCCGAAUUUGUAUCGGCUCAUCUCCAUUUUUUAUCGUCCGUUGCCAAUCGAAAGGAUUCACCCCGAGCCUGGACCUCUUCCACUACUUCUUCCAGGUCGCUCCCCAAAAUGCCGAUGGAUUUCAGAGCGUGGCCGCCCGUCCCCACUAGAAGCUAUUUGAGGGUGCCCCAACCUCUAUUCAUGAUUGGAAGAACCGCUUCUUCUUCCUCCGUUAUUCAGACGAGCGGCUUCCCGUGAGGUGGAAUGGAUUUCCUCCGAUGAUAAAACAGUCGGAGCCGUCCGCAUAACUGGAUGAUGCCGUCAAGAAGUUGAAGUUGGAUGACGUCAAGAAGUUGAAGGAAUUUCUGACAAUCAGGGCCCUCUUCGAUGCAGGGAUAGGUACAGCCCGUGAUCCCUGGAUUAACAUUUGCUCGUGUUUAUCUUGUGGGCCCGUGCGGCCCAGUCCCUGAGGUGAGUGCCCUUGAGAUUAGUGACGCCUUGUUCUGAUAUUUUUGUUACUUGUUUUCGGUCUCCCUCCUACCCAAGAACAGAUGGAGGACAACGUCCUGAUGGCUCGUCGUGAAGAAAAGGCAGCCAAGAAGCGUGCUGCACCGGAGAGGAAAAGGAAGGGUGCCCAGUCCUCCAAGGCCAAUUCUUCUGCCGCGUCUCAAGCUGACAGACGCGUUGGGGAGGCCGAGCAGCAGCUCAUCGCAGCUGUGACUGGCUAGAGCUCGGGGGUCCUCAAUGCUGAAACUGGCCUGAUUCUGGAUGCGGAGCCUAUGAGUGUCGCCCCCCCCCCCCCCCCGCGCAAAUGGGGAUAAGACCAAGGGGAAAAAAUCAAAGAGGUAGCGCACCGAGCCCUCUGGCCCUGAUGCCACACUGCCCUCUUCCGGACGUCCGGCUCCUGAAGUAUGGAGGCAAAUGGCUCUCCAAGCUGGGGUGAAGUUAUCGCCUCAUUCGUCGAUUAAGGCUGUUGGCCAAGCUAUGACACAGAUUCUCGACGUAAGGCCCCACCCCUUUACGCUUUCUUUCCUUUUUCCCUUGAUCUCGUUCUACCGUUCGUCCCUUUGUGACCGCAUUUUCCUCUUUAGGCUGGAUGGAGCGUGUUAUAAGCAGAAGCUGCCCAGGAGCAAGAGGCUUCUGAGACCAAGAGGAGAGCUGAUGAGGCUCUGUGGGCGGAGCAGGAGGCUGCACGGGCUAAGGAGGCGGCUGCGGCGGCUGAGAAGAAAGAGUUCCGAGUCGCUCUGGAUCUGGUCCAGAAGGAGAAGCAUGACAUCCUUGCCAAGGUGGCCUUGGUGGAGAAGCACUAAAUCUCCUUUGUUCCCGUUGCUGCCUCGGUCCCAACCUCUGAAGGUGAGGCCGCUCCCGGCGACGCUCUUACCCUAGCCCUUGAUGUCGAUGAGUUCAAGAAGAUGCC